Molecule: messenger RNA, 3843 nt
Organism: Fibroporia radiculosa
Lineage: Eukaryota; Fungi; Basidiomycota; Agaricomycetes; Polyporales; Fibroporiaceae
Exons: 9
Coding region: 1-3843 (1280 amino acids)
Source: RefSeq, a predicted model, not a curated record
AUGGCAACUUUGGCUAUGGGCGUGUCAAAUCACAGCAGAGACGGUCCACCGCCAGCUCAGGAUGCCGCAAUAGACGAUUUGUCCGAAGCUGUGGUCAAUGCCACUUUGCAAGAUUCUGACACGGCAGACAACUCCAGCAACAAAAGCACUGCCAAUCCACCCAGGCUCUUGUGUGUCUACACUCGAGCGCAGAUCCUGUAUCUUCGCAAAUCUCCUCUCGUCCAACCUCCCAAUGGUAUGCCGUCGUUGAAAGAUUGGUUUGGGGACUGGAAUGAACAACAAACAUCUACCAAAAAGGACGCUGAUGUGUCCAACGGUUCCACCAAUGCCAGAGAAAGACGUUUCCGACGAGAUGUAGAGGACGGGGAUUCUUCGAGGCCGUCAUUUCGCUCAACUCUGUCUCAGCCUUCUCAGAUGGGAAAUUUCAGGCAUCAAUCCAUCCGCACAAGCGAGCGUGAGAGGGAUCGAGACUCGGAAAGGGAGAGGGAGCGAGACUUGAGGGACAAGGAGGGGCAGGAAAGAUUGCGAAAUCUGUCGGACAAGUAUGAUCGGGAUCGGCUCGCGCUUUCAUCUGCCUCAAAUGGUUUGCGAAGCAAAGACAGAGAUUCUGCCCCUCAUCUAGUAUCUGGCACGUCUAGUAGACUCGGUCAGAAUUCUGCUACUUCUGCUCGUCGGAACGAUGCCAGGGAUGCAGUAAAGCGGAAGGCCGGUGAGACCAGCGAUGAUUGGAGACGAGGACCUGAUAAUUCGCGAGCGGGGAGAGAUGACAAGCCUGAUAGUUCUCGCAGAGACCGCGACAGACCUCGCUCUCGUGUACGUGACUCGUCAAGAACGAGACGAGACCCUUCCUCUAGUAGACGCGACCGUGAGCGUGACCGUGACGAAAGAGACAGGGAUCGGGACCGAGUCCGUGAUCGUCGUGGGGAUACUGACCGGGAUGAACACCGUCGGGACAAGGACGAUUAUUUGCGACGAGAGCGGGAUGAUCACCAUCGGCGUGAAUGGGAUGAUUCUCACAAUCGCAGCGAACGCGAUCGGGACGAUACCUACCAAAGAGAUAACCGCGAUAAAUUCCGCGCAAAAGAUCCGGAACGUGACCAUGACGAUGACCCAAGGCGUUGGAGAGACGAUGGCAAGCGUGACGAGAGGAUGGCUAUUAGGAGGGAACGAGAGCGCGAGCGCUGGGAUAAAGGCGAUGACCGCGAUCGCGAGCGCCCGGGUACCUCAGAUGACCGCGAUACUCGCCCUCGACGGGGAAUUGGGCGAGAGAGGAGAGGCGACGAUGGCCGGGAACGUGACAGGGCGAGAGAAGCCGAACCUGCUUGGAUGGAGACAUACGUCCCAUCAACCUCUGGUGGCGGUAUACUAGGCGGCAAAACCAGCGACGGGGAGCUCGAUGGCAUUCAAGCAUGGAAGAAGGGAAUGAAAGAGAAGGAGCGACAAGAGAAGGAGAGUGAAUCUACGUCUAAGGCGUCGGAAGCCGACAAGUCGUCUCCGACAUCGAACCAACCUCUGUUGCCCUCGGCUGCACCUGAUAGCCAGCUCGAUGAGAUACAGCUCUUCAAGCUGAUGAUGAAACGAGAAGCGGCGAGGAAGGAUGGCGAGACGGAUAUUGCAGCGUCGGCUGGCUCAACUCCUACACAAGCGGAGAACGACACUUCUAACCCUGAACUCGAGCAUGUCAAAGACGUCCCCGAGAAAGACAAUCGUUCUUCUUCCCCCUUGCGAUCGACACAAAGAGAUAUCACCGCUACUACACAAUCUCCCUUGGACAGCCUCAACCAGCUUCCUAAUCAUGCCGCUCAACCGAACCCUCAAUUGACCAAGGCCACAGCAGUAUCUACGAACGGUGUUCAGUCGCUAUUGACAUUGAUCUCUACUGCAUCCGGCGAGUCUGCUUCCGCGAAGUUGCCCGCAACAUCUGUAGACCAAGCAUCCGAAGGAUCUAGGUUGCUGGGCUCUCGUGUCACUUCAAAUUCCUUGCCUCCUGCGAGUGCGGCCUCCUUGACCCAAGUAUCAGAGAUGUCAAUUGAGUCCUCCAACGCAUCCCCGACGUCUGCAUUUAAUCCUCCUCCUGGCUCUCGUCUACUCGCGUUUGGCUCACGUGUAUCGUCCGCUGGUUCUGUAGGCCCCGAUGUUCUCCUCACGAAAAGCCUAUCGGAUCUCGACUCCGUUCCAGGUCAACUCCCUCCACCAGGUAUUCAUGGUCUCCCCGGCCAUAAAUUGGCUAGCAUCCCCUCCAACUCUACACAUCCUGCCCUGAGCCGUGAUGGUAUGUCUGGGCUCGGUGUCGAUCCACAUUUCGCAUCGAAUUCAAGACAUUUGGGCGGUGAUACCUCGCGCGUGAUGGGUGGCUUUUCAUCACACGGAAAUCUCACACAGUCAUCACUCUCAUAUGAUGAAUUGCCCGAUACUGUAUCCCUAGGCCAGCUGAAUGAACUCAGGCGGCCGUCGGCCGUCGAACGAGCAGCGUUCGGUCUCUCUCCAGAAUCUGCGUCAGCAUACAGUGACGUAGGAAAUGCACAUCCCGGUGCUACCAGUAUGUCAUCCAACGGGUCCAUCGACCUCGCUGGUGCGAAUGUCCCGGGUGGUGUGAAUUAUGCUACUGGCAAGGGAAGCCGUUUUGCCAAGUUUUUUGACUCUAAGGCUAGAGAGAACCAGGCUGGAGGUGGAAGAAAGGCCCCAGGGCUCUCCAGUUACCCGUCGUCCGCAGCUCUCCCUGAUCCACGGCACACUCCCGUGAGCAUGAACGGAAUGAUCAAUAACGGCGAAACGAGAACAAUGGAAGAUAUCUUUGCUAUGUUGCAAAACUCCGCUCAGAGCCAUCGCGGUUCACCACAAAUACCGCCAACAGGUCGUGUGCCCUCUGGAAGUAGUCCAUUUGGACAGAAUCACUCCGAAUUGCACAACUUGCAGAACCAGAUGCACGCCCAACAACACUUCCCGCAGAAUCCUCAUCUAGAGUCCUUAUACGACAGUCGGUUCGAGGACAGAAACUUCGUUCCCGACGGUAUGGUCCCUGGUCUUCGUCCCCCUAUUCCUCGCUCCCGAAGCAGGGAGCCAAGCGGCGUCCUCUUCAACGAGCAACUUGACGAUCCAUUACACUUCAAUGUGCGGCUGCAACAACAGCGCAAUCUCGAUCAGAUGUAUUCUGGCCCGGCCUCUUCUGUGUAUGCUCAGCAGCAAGCAGCGAUGUUGCGUAAUGGAGGCAUGCCCCUGCAACAACAGCCACAAUUCCGGGGCGCGCCCUCUCCCAUUGCUAAUCAGAAUGCGUUUGGGGGGCCCUCUCAGCGACUGCCCCCCGGACUAGCGAACCUCGGCGGACGGCCUCCUCACGACCCAUCGCAAUUCAUCGGAGGACAGAUGGGCGGAAUGGGCAGUGGGUUGCAAGGUGGACUGCACGGCGGGUCGCCUGUGCAGCAUUCGCUGAACAACUUUGGUGGAGGUGGAGGUCUUGGCUUCGGAGGCGGCCCUCAAGCUCGUGGUCUGACCGGCCCACAGAACCCCCUGGGGCUGGCGUCGAUGGGUGGCAUGGGGCACCAACACAACCUGGAUCUGCGCGCAGCCAACCAGGCGCAGCUGCUAGGGCUCGGCGGCGGCGUUGGGAUGCGGGGGCAAGGGCAGGGACCAGGGUUUGGGCCUGGGCAUGGACCGUCUGGACAAGUACCGGGGGCGCAUCUGGGAAUGCGUCAGCAGCAACCACAGCAGCUGCCACCGCAUUUAAUGCCGCAUCUUUUGCCCCCACACCUGCAGCAACAGCAACAGCAGCAAGGAAUGCUUGGGGGUAGCGCUCAGGGUACCCAGGACCUGAUGGCCCUCUUGAUGGGCGGACACCGGGACUAG